Molecule: messenger RNA, 1614 nt
Organism: Uncinocarpus reesii 1704
Lineage: Eukaryota; Fungi; Ascomycota; Eurotiomycetes; Onygenales; Onygenaceae
Exons: 2
Coding region: 1-1614 (537 amino acids)
Molecular function (GO): protein binding
Source: RefSeq, a predicted model, not a curated record
AUGGGUUUCCUCAAGCGCCUCCGAUUGAAAGUCAAAGGCAAGAGCAAGAAGUCUGCGUAUCCCGACCAGAACGAAGGUCGGUACGAUGGCAGGGCCACAGACUACACGAAACGCCUCCCUCCCGCGAUUCUGCGCCAUGUCUUUGCUCAAGUAUGUCCGCAUUCGCUCGAUGAAUCACUUACCGCCUCCGAAGAAUCGGUCGCGGUGAACGACUGUAUGCUUUGUGAUAUGCGCGAUCUGGCUCACUGCGCGCUUGUAUGCCGCCGGUGGUGUAGCGGGGCCCAGGAUCUACUGUACCAACACGUCCGCAUCGAUGCCGUCCAUUACUGCGAUCUCGAAGUCUUACUAGCCGCGAAGCGAAAGAAGAGCUCCUGGUUAAAUCAUAAUGCGGAACCGAUUGACGCACCGAGGACCCGUUUAUUGUUGUUUAUGCGGACGGUCAGAGAACCCAAUGACCUGGGACGGCUGGUUCUGUCUCUGCGCAUGCCCUACAUGACCCGGGAGACGAGCAAAAACGAGCUGGCGCGGACCGUCUCUGUUCUUCCGAAUCUACGUUAUGUGGACCUGCCGGUCGGGGUUUUCACUGACGACGCCUCGUCACAUAUGCUGAAGUUGGAAUUGAUGGCGCGGUGCCCGGAUCUUCGCCGGAUGAAGUAUAUUCACGGCUCAGAGGGCAGCUUCUCGGCGAUUCCCCAAAAGCAACCAUGGGCCAAUAUCGAGGUUUUGGAGCUCUCUAAGCUUUCAGUUGAGCCGACGUUACUAUGCCAGGCCCUCAGUUCCUUCUCGCGACUACAGGAUCUGAAGCUGGAGGACAUGCACUGGUUGGAGGACCGCAUGUUUGAACCGAUGCCUUCAUCACCGCAGUUUCCACCGUUACAACGACUUACACUCGAAGCCACUCCACAGAUCACCACCACAGGGCUGACGGCAUAUCUCUCUUCGCCUCAAAACAGCCACGCGUUGAAGCAUCUUUCACUCUUCAACACCGGCAUCCUCCCUCAGGAACUACAUGAGAUCCUCACACGCGCCACCUCGCUUGAAACGCUAUCCAUUAUCCACCAGGUCACUCGCGCACUUCCGACCGAAACCGUCCCUUUACUCUCCUCCAAAUCCUUGACCCUCCUCCACUACGAAAUCACCUCCGAAUCCGGGCCGUACGGCGCCCAGCCGAUCUCCUCGUCAUAUUACACCCACCUGAUGUCCUCGCUCCUCGCCGGAAACCUCCCCGCUUUAAAGGUCCUCUAUGUGCGCGAUGCCCACUUCUCGGAGUCAUUGAUGCUCGCGCCCCCGCCCCGACUUGGCGGCGAGGGGGGUCCACGGCCGCGCGGAGGAGGAUUCAACCAAAUGCUCGCGGUGUACAGCAAAGGCGAGGACGAGACGGAAUGGAAUUUCACCAAUUAUGAGCCCCUGGCGGGAUCUGGACGGCCCACGAGCAUGGCGCGCCCGGUCAGUGUCCACGGAGCGCAGCUAGGUCCGUCCUGGGGGGAGAACGCGCGUGAAAGUGUGUUUAUGGGGAACGGAGUCGACGGAUUUCUUGCGGUGCCAUCCGACCAACGGCCAAAGAGCAGUGGCGGAUGGUCCCAGACCGGUUCGCGGAGGGAUUUGUGGCGGUAG